Messenger RNA from Paraphaeosphaeria sporulosa, 824 nucleotides. RefSeq lists its product as uncharacterized. The record is from RefSeq and is a predicted model, not a curated record. The transcript has a single exon. NCBI's taxonomy places the organism in Eukaryota, Fungi, Ascomycota, Dothideomycetes, Pleosporales, Didymosphaeriaceae. Bases 183 to 713 code for a protein of 176 amino acids.
GAAGACGGUUCCUGCGCUACAGGAGCCGAUGGCGUCUGGGGUGCGUGUGGAGAUAGAUUGCGGGCGCAGUGGUCAUGUGGAAGGCGGACGUAGAUCGGUCGGACGUGCCAAGCGGUCCGGCGUGGAAGAAGUCUGGAAGGGAAGGGGAGGGAGCCAGCUAGCCAGCCAGCCGCUGCGUCGCGAUGCGGUGGAAUGAUCGGAGGCAUGCUUGCGAAAGGCUUGUGGGCGGUGUGCUUGUCAGUGCUUGCUGCUGGCGGGUGGAAAUGGAAGGGAUCGAGGACGUUAGGGUAGACAGACUGUGUUGGCUCUGGCUCGAGUCUGGUGCUUUCUACCGUUUUUCCAGAAGCAAGCGUAGACCUCACGUUGAUACCAACGUCCCUCUACGUAGUUCCUCCCUUCACUUCCUCUCCUCCUCCCACCCCGUCCCCACUCUUUCACCGCCCACCUCGCUCACACACUUCUCGCCACUCCCUCCCCAUGAAUCGCCAUCUCCACAAACGCACCCUCCCACGCCCAUCACCUGCUGUGUGCCAUCGCUUGGAUAUACCAUCUGCACCCCAGCCCGUGCACCCACCCCACACGCAGCGGGCACGCACGCAGCUAAGAUUUUUCCCGCUGUCAGUCCAAUUUCUACUCUGCUAGGCGUUCAUUGGCCUGCAGCGGGUCGCCAAGCGCUACGUACCUACGCGCGCAUGCGGGUUGUUGGGUGGUGAGCUGCUAGUCAGAUGAUUGAGGGGCGAUCGUAGGGUGAAAGAAGGAAAAAUGGCGAAGGAGAAUGGUGAAGUCGCCUUGUGAUCUCAUACAAUCUGCUUUUGCGAAACUGU